This is a messenger RNA of Sebastes umbrosus (honeycomb rockfish), 2214 nucleotides long. RefSeq names its product potassium channel tetramerization domain containing 4 (gene kctd4). Gene Ontology annotation, molecular function: protein binding. Bases 361 to 1137 code for a protein of 258 amino acids. Gene Ontology annotation, biological process: protein homooligomerization. The transcript has a single exon. NCBI's taxonomy places the organism in Eukaryota, Metazoa, Chordata, Actinopteri, Perciformes, Sebastidae. The record is from RefSeq and is a predicted model, not a curated record.
CUCUCUCUCCUCCCUGAAUGUGACGCUGUGUGCCCACCCACUCCUUAAGAGAGAGAUAGAGGGAGAGAGAGAGGGAGAGGAGAGACACCGAGCAGCACAGAGAGCCAGUCUGUUUUCGGCUCCCAGUUCACUGUAGCUCCUCUGCCAGACAGCACUCACCCAUCCACCAUCACACACUCUCAAACACAUUCCCUCUCACUAUACGACAGCUGACAACACCUUUUCAUUUUUCCCUGCAGCAGCACAGACUCACACGACCCGAUCCAAAAAGGGAAGAGAAAAAAAAACCCGACCCGAUUUGCACUGCAGACGCACCAGCUCUGAGGCGGCUGGGUCGAGGCUGGAGAGGGUGACUGGAGAAUGGAAUGGAACCUCAGAAGGAUGGAAAGUGAACUGAGGCAUAUCAACCCGGACCUGCUGCAGCCCAGCAAGAGCUUCAAGAAGCCCUCUUCAGGCACCAUCACCAUCAACGUAGGGGGGUUCCUGUACACCGCCCAUCGGACCACCCUUGUCAAACACCAGGGUUCCUUUCUGGAAGAGCUGGCCAAUGGUAAGAAGCCGGUACAGCACACCGAUUCCAUGGGCAACCCGUUCAUCGAUAGAGAUGGUCCAGUUUUUCGCCACGUGCUCAACUACCUCCGAAGCGGAGAGCUCCAGCUGCCUGAUGACUUCCGGGAGGCAGGGCUCCUGCGAAGGGAGGCUGACUUUUACCGUCUGAGUGAACUGGUGGAAGCCGUGGUCGAGUGGGAAAGUCAGAGGGCGGCCCAGCGGGAGGCCGCCUUUUUGGAGAUGACGGAUAGCCACGAGAGGUCGCAGGGCCUCAAGGUGUACUGCAGUGACUCCACCUUCAUCGACAAGGUCAAAGGGCGGCUGGUGCAGAUCUCCAAGAGCCGCCUGGACGGCUUCCCGGAAGAAUUUGAGGUGUCGUCCAACGUGAUCCAGUUCCGACACUUCAUCAAGUCGGAGCCGGGCUCGCGGCUCGUACUGAAGGAGGACAGCACAUUCUUGUGCACACUUGACUGUCUGAAACUAGAGACAGUGAUGCUAGCGCUGAGAUCUGGCUUCAAGCUGGUCACCAGCCUCGACAGCAGCAAAGGCUCUGUGGUGGCGGCUGAGGCCCUGCACUUUGUCAAGUAGGAUGAAGGGAAAACCGAAGGAAGAGAGAGGAGAAGUGGGGAAGGCAGAGAGGGAAAAAGAGUAGUGCCUGAAUCCAUAUCCACCCUGCUAACGUAAGGUAUUGGCUUGAAGAUCUUGUAACGUGUGCUGAGCUGUAAUGUGUCAUUGGGUGGGAGAAGAACAGGUGGGUUUGGACUGUCUCACACGACAGUGUUUAUAUGUUUACUGCACAAUGCUGGCUUACAAAGUUUGGGGUGAUUAAUCAACCUUUACACUGCUUUGUAAGCUAGUAUUUAUAUAAUUCAGAAUGAUCCAGAUCAACUGAGCAUUUAUGAAAUUGCAUUUGAAUUGGAUAUGAAACUACUCUGUAAUAUGGAAGACAAGCCAACAGUGAAUGUUUCCAUAGAGAAGACGAAGGGAUCAAACCGAGAGUCUGAGCAUCGACAGCUUUAUCAGUGGAUUUGUCUCUGCACAUGAACUGCUUCUGCUGCUUUGUCAACAGCUACAAAAGCCUUCAAAACCAGCCGUGAUGUGCACUGUUGUGCCAUUCAGCUUUUACUACAGUCUGUGCCUGUGUGUAUGUGUGUGUGUUGCUUUACACUGUGUGUGCUGUGUUUAGUUGGUUUAAUAGCUUGUGUUUAGUUUAUUAGCCUCUCUGGAGCCUGGAGGGAAAAACCACGGCGCAUUGAGGUUGUUUUUUGAGGAUGGACUAACAAACUUCACGUCCAAAAUCUGACUGAAGCAACACUAACUGUUUCUCAGAUCACGUGGACGAGUCGAGUUUAAGUGCAAAGAACCGUGAUUAUUGUAAGGGCUUUGAAUCUAGCAUGAUGCAUGUGAACUGAAUACACUGUGUGUUUGUUAGUGCUGUGAGCCUCUGUGAAGUCAGUGCCACAACAAUGCCUAUUAGUACUUUUCAAUGUGAAUAUUUUACAAAUAAAAAAAGACACUGAAACUAUUGGAAAGUGUAUCUGCAAAAGUCUGUGUACCGUUUAAUGCCUAAGUCAUUGCUUGGUGUAGAAGCCUGUCAAAUACUGCUUUUAAUAAUGUUAAGUGUUGUAAAGUUACUUUGCAUUAAAGAACAACAUCAGACAGCCA